CAGCGCGUACUUCCGCGCGUUCCCUUGUUACUUCGACUACCGCAAACUGUGAGUGAGUGCGCGUGCAGUGAGUGCUAUGUGCUCGGCCGCAUGAGGAUCCUGUUGAGCGAACUAGGACUAUCUGGCGCGUGCCUCGGUUUGACCCUGGAGCCGCGCGCCGCCUCUGAGGACUCCGACAAACCAGCGCCAGGUCAGCGCCCGCACGACGAUUCGCCUCCCUCUACUUCUGUGUUUAUUUUCGCUUUCGUUGUGUAGAACCUCUGGGUGUUGUAGACUCUGUGUGGAACUGUUGUGACGAUGGCCAUCGGCUAGAAUGCGAGGUGCGUUGCUGACGCCCUCCAGCCAAUUUUGCGGCCUUAGACAAUUUCUUUUCACACGGUCGAGCGCAAUAGAGUCGCGCUCGCCAAGCGCUUUCUCACCAAACUCAUCCAGCAUGCUACUGCUGCAGACACAAAGCAACUACAGUUCGUCCUUCACUGAUCUUCUGUCAUCGCAGUAUCAAGAAGACUCCUCAGAAAUCUUAGACGAGAAUUUAGAUCCUUUUCCGGACGUAGAGUUUCAUGCUCCGGUACCUCCAGAGAUAAAAUCUCAACGCACUACGCCACUGAGCGAAACACCGUCACCCACGCCAGGACCCGCGUUACCAAGCUUUGAGGAAACAUAUUCAGUUCGGUAUCCAAAACAAGAGAUGGCAGAAUUUGGAAUAAAAAUGGAUGAAGAUUGUUACAAUAUUGGCCCAUAUUCUCACCAAGGGCACGCACCCACUCAAUUACUGUAUCAAUAUCAUCAACCUUCUUUACCCUAUGUUCCGUCGCCUUAUUACGCUCCGCCUCAACCUUGUAGUCCGACUUUCGAUACAGGAAGUGUUACCCCUACACAAGAUUCAUAUUCUUUACCCCCAUUCCCAAGUACAGCAGAUCUACAUAUAACAACAGAUCAAAGUUCACGGCAAAGACGAGCUUCUUUACCCGUACAGAGAUCAGAAUCUAGCAGUUCGAACGAAAGCCCUAAAUUACACGGUGGACGCGUGCACUGUAUGCAAGCGUCAACUCCUAGUUCAGCAGCAAGUUCUCCAGGUGGUGCACCACAAGAUAACGUAGGAGCAAGAGCUGCCCCGCAAUCACCCAGUCAGUUAUGUGCCGUUUGUGGAGAUACUGCUGCUUGUCAGCAUUAUGGUGUUCGCACUUGCGAAGGAUGCAAAGGAUUCUUUAAAAGAACUGUACAAAAGGGAUCUAAAUAUGUAUGCUUAGCUGAAAAAUCCUGUCCAGUAGAUAAAAGAAGACGUAAUAGAUGUCAAUUCUGUCGUUUUCAAAAAUGUCUUGCCGUAGGAAUGGUGAAAGAAGUUGUGAGAACGGACUCAUUAAAGGGAAGACGCGGAAGAUUGCCUUCUAAACCUAAAUGCCCGCAAGAAUCACCUCCAAGCCCACCAAUCUCUCUUAUAACAGCUCUCGUUCGUGCGCAUGUUGAUACUUCUCCUGAUUUUUCUAAUUUAGAUUAUUCUCAAUAUAGGGAACCUAAUCCAAUGGAACCACCAAUGUCAGAUGUGGAAGUAAUUCAACAAUUUUACUCACUGCUGACGACGUCCAUCGAUAUGAUCAAAGUGUUUGCAGAAAAAGUACCUGGCUAUGGGGAUUUAUGUCCUGAGGACAGAGAACAGUUAUUUGCAUCCGCUCGUCUAGAAUUAUUCGUUCUUCGACUCGCUUACCGGACUCGUCCUGAGGACACCAAGCUCACAUUUUGUAAUGGACUCGUCCUUGACAAACGUCAAUGCCAACGUUCCUUUGGGGAUUGGCUGCAUGCAGUACUUGACUUCAGUAACACUUUACACUCAAUGGACAUAGAUAUAUCUACGUUUGCCUGUCUUUGCGCCCUUACUUUAAUAACAGAGAGGCACGGAUUAAAAGAGCCUCACCGAGUGGAACAAUUACAAAUGAAGAUAAUUGGCUGCCUGCGAGCACAUAUGCCAGGAGGAGGAGGUGUUGGUGGAGCCGGAGCACCUCACUUCAGCCGAGUGCUCGGCGCCUUACCCGAGCUACGUUCCUUGUCAGUUCAGGGCCUUCAGCGUAUUUUCUACUUAAAACUUGAAGAUUUAGUACCAGCACCUCCACUCAUCGAAAAUAUGUUCCGAGCAAGCCUACCUUUCUAGAAAGUUUGAACCAACUUCAUGUAGUAAUUGCGGAUGUCCCCGCCCCGGAAACUCGUCCCUAACUUAUCUAGAGCCGACUCCCUUAUUUUUGUAAUUAUUUACUUAAAUUAAAAAUAUUUUUCUAUAGGCUAGUUUCAUAACGUAGAGUUCGAUCUCCAAGGAAUCGGUUCAUGCUUAUAGUAUGAAUUUCAUUAUAAUUAAUUUAAAUUAAAAAUGUUACUUAUUAAGUUGUAAAAUUAACGUACGGUUAAGAUUAAUUUAUUGUUAUUAUUGUAUAUUUGUGUGUGAUUCAGUUAUAUCUGUUAAAAUAUCUACUUAGUAGUCUGCAUUUGAGUUACCGCUCGUGAUCAAUGGCAUCUCGUCGUACAAAUAUUCCUAUGUUAUUUACUUGUGUAUUAUUUUAAUAAGAAAAAUCUAGUCACAAGACUUAUAAAUGUAAAAAUUUGGCUUAUGGGUCACCGAUUUUUUAUAGUAUUUUACAAAUAAUUAAAGCAUUUGUUGAUGUCAAAACAUGAUUGUGAUAAGCGGAGAGUAGGACGUCUUUUCGACCAGUGUUGCGUUUCUUCGUUUAUCUGACACAUGGCAUUGAGUCGAAACGGAAUUAUUGAUAGAAGUUACCUUUUAGGUUUACAUAAUUAUAACGCUUGGUCGUUUAUUUUGUUAUGAUAAAAUCUUGCGUCUAAGGUCAGGGAAAAAGUUCAGCAUGAUACAACUCCUUCAACUCCUACGUGUCUUAUAAAGUACCUUCGUAGAUAGGUAGCUUAGAAUAUUCCUUAAAGUAUAAUAUAAUAUUUUGAAAUGUAGUUUUAAAACAUAUCAGUGUAUUUUAACUAUGAUUAAAAUGCACGCAGAAGUUAAUUACUUGUGAGUACAUAAUAUAGUUAAAGUUAUAAUUAAUUAAUAUAUUAUGAUAUUCAAAUUAAUGUGGUAUGUAACCCAUAUGUACAAUUUAGUACCUAGGUACCUACAAUUAAAUGGGUGAUGAUCCUUAAUGGACCAAAUAGGUAGUACCUAUAUAUACAAACCUUAAUACAUACUUAUCAAAAUUAGAGAACUUAUAAUUUUCAAAGACCGAUACAAAUAUAUUAGACUGAUAGGUAUUUAUAUAUAUUCGUCGCUCGAAAACAAUUUUGUAUAUAUUAUAGUACAUUGAAUUUAAACAAAAAAGACUUGAAAAAGCAUAAUAUAUAAAUUUAUCAAAUCUUGUUUAACUUUUAUAUUAAUUGAUUCAAAAUGUCCUUUACAAAAUUCACUUAAAAGUGAUAUAAAAUAUUUGUUCUCUAGAUUUAAAAAAUGUUAUAGAUUAUAUUAAAGUGAUAAUUUUAUACUAAAUUGUAUUUUGAUAAAAAUGCAAGUGCUGAACUUUUUGCUCGAUACCAGAGCCCCUUUAAUGUACUAGUUAAUUUAUAGAUAUGUAAGUAAGUUACAGUUUAUUUCGUAAUAUUGUAUGUUUCACGCAUUUCUGUAAACAAUAUCUUAAGGUGUCUCCCUACUUUUUCCGUUUUCUAAGAUUUAAAGUGUAAAUAUUAAAUACGAACUUAAAUUAAUAAGUGAAAAAAAUAAACUAUCUGACUGUGGAUUAUUAAUUACAUUUAAAUAUAAUAUGAUAUCUGUUUCGUUCAACUUGAUCAACAAUGUUCAAAUGCACAUAUAGAUAAUAUAAAGUACGUUAAGUUCAACCCUGUUUCACAUUGAAAAUGUAGAUCCUUAUCAAAAACACAUUCCACAAAAACCUUAUAUAAAUCAAAUUAUACAACUACCUUCUUGCUUGUAAUUAACGUACACAAAAGUAGGUGAGCGCUGAAAAUUAUGAACUUGCCAUAGAUGAAUAAGACAUAGGUAUGUAUUUAAACCUGCAGCAUAUUUCAUAAUAAUUUACAGACUUUAAUACCUCCAUUUUGAAUUUUCAUAACUU
This is a messenger RNA of Colias croceus (clouded yellow), 4061 nucleotides long. RefSeq names its product probable nuclear hormone receptor HR38 (gene Hr38). The transcript has 4 exons. The record is from RefSeq and is a predicted model, not a curated record. Gene Ontology annotation, biological process: regulation of transcription by RNA polymerase II; cellular response to corticotropin-releasing hormone stimulus. Bases 314 to 2146 code for a protein of 610 amino acids. Gene Ontology annotation, molecular function: RNA polymerase II cis-regulatory region sequence-specific DNA binding; nuclear glucocorticoid receptor binding; nuclear receptor activity. Gene Ontology annotation, cellular component: nucleus; transcription regulator complex. Lineage: Eukaryota; Metazoa; Arthropoda; Insecta; Lepidoptera; Pieridae.